ACAGAAAGCGCAAAGAGAGUGUUGUCAUAUUCCAUUCAAUAACAGGAGUGGAAUGCAAAGAGUCUGUAGUAGCGGUGCUGCUGCUCAGAAUAUAAUAAUAACAAUCAAGCUAGGUGCGAUGCCGGGAGUUGCUGCUGCUGCUAACACAAUAAGAAGAAACCCUAACUUCUUCCAUUUCUCUUCCAUUUCUCGGAAUUACGGAAAUGGAAUAUCAGGGGGUGCUUUUGUCAAGAAUCGUGUCACCUUUUCUUCUCCUGCUUCUCACUUCACUCGCGCCCUUUCGCUUCGAUGUUUCUCUUCUUCUUCAAGUGGCUUUGAUCGGGUUCAAGUUCAAAAUCCCAUCGUUGAAAUGGACGGUGAUGAAAUGGCGAGGAUAAUUUGGAAAAUGAUAAAAGACAAGCUUAUAUAUCCUUAUCUGGAUUUGGAUAUCAAGUAUUUUGAUUUGGGUAUAUUGAAUCGUGAUGCUACUGAUGAUAAGGUCACUGUAGAAAGUGCUCUUGCAGCUCUCGAGUACAAUGUUGCUGUUAAGUGUGCUACAAUUACUCCCGAUGAGACUAGAGUUAAAGAAUUUGGCCUGAAGUCUAUGUGGAGGAGUCCUAAUGGCACCAUUAGAAACAUCUUAAAUGGUACUGUUUUCCGUGAACCUAUCCUCUGUCGAAACAUUCCAAGAAUUGUUCCUGGUUGGAAGAAACCCAUAUGCAUUGGUAGGCAUGCCUUUGGUGAUCAAUAUCGCGCCACAGAUACAAUCAUUCCAGGGCCAGGAAAGCUUAAAAUGGUUUUUGUCCCAGAAGAUGGUGAAGUCCCAGUGGAGCUUGAUGUUUAUAAUUUCAAAGGCCCAGGCAUAGCUCUUGCAAUGUAUAAUGUUGAUGAGUCUAUUCGAAAUUUUGCGGAGUCAUCAAUGUCAUUGGCAUUUGCAAAGAAGUGGCCUCUUUACUUGAGCACCAAAAACACUAUUCUGAAGAAAUAUGAUGGCAGGUUUAAGGACAUAUUCCAGGAGGUAUAUGAAGAAAAGUGGAAGCAGAAGUUUGAAGAAAAUUCAAUAUGGUAUGAGCAUAGGCUAAUUGAUGACAUGGUAGCUUAUGCAUUAAAAAGUGAGGGCGGAUAUGUCUGGGCUUGCAAAAACUAUGAUGGAGAUGUUCUAAGUGAUUUACUUGCUCAAGGAUUUGGCUCACUAGGCCUCAUGACCUCUGUAUUGUUAUCUUCUGAUGGAAAGACAAUUGAAGCUGAGGCAGCUCACGGGACUGUAACCCGGCAUUUCCGGUUGUAUCAAAAGGGACAGGAAACCAGCACAAAUAGUAUUGCUUCAAUAUUUGCAUGGACACGGGGUUUAGAGCAUAGGGCCAAGCUGGAUAACAAUGAAAGGUUGCUUGAUUUUGUUCUCAAGUUGGAGGCUUCAUGCAUUGGAACUGUGGAGGCAGGAGAAAUGACCAAGGAUCUUGCCAUUUUGACCCAUGGCCCGGGGUAAGUGGGUAUCAAGGGAAUUUUAUCUUGAUACUGAAGAGUUUAUUGAUGCGGUUGCACGAAAUCUAGAAACAAAGCUUCAGGAGCCAGCUGUUGUCUAAGCGGAGAGUGUUAUCAUGUGGUCGUAAUGAGAUUCUGAGGAUUGGGAUAAAAUUUGCAUGUACCACAUACUCUUUUAAUUGUUUUGAUCAUCAUAGUAGAUGCAAUUUUCACAGCAUUACAUAAAGGGUCAAUUUCAAUUUUCUCUGGUAGUUUUCCCUUUGGGGUUUGAUGAUAUGAAUGUCUCACUGCAAACUCUUAAUGUUAUGCAGUGUUCAUUUUA
Messenger RNA from Populus nigra (black poplar), 1783 nucleotides. Its product is annotated as isocitrate dehydrogenase [NADP]. The record is from RefSeq and is a predicted model, not a curated record. Gene Ontology annotation, biological process: isocitrate metabolic process. Lineage: Eukaryota; Viridiplantae; Streptophyta; Magnoliopsida; Malpighiales; Salicaceae. Gene Ontology annotation, molecular function: magnesium ion binding; NAD binding; isocitrate dehydrogenase (NADP+) activity. The coding region runs from base 53 to 1465 and encodes 470 amino acids. The transcript has 15 exons. Gene Ontology annotation, cellular component: mitochondrion.